AUGGCUGUUUUUGGAGUGAAGGGUCCCAGGGGAAAAGUGGUGGAGAAACUAUUCCAAAAAGUGAUUGAAUUGGUGAAACAAGAUGCUGAUACAAACAUCAUUUGGCUGGAGGAUACUGGCACUAUACCUUUCCAAUCGCUAGCAUUGAACUAUGAUGCCGAUGAGCAGAUACUAUCAAGAAUUCAGUACAUCCGUGUAUUUGAUCUAGAAGGAUAUAUCGAUAGUUUCAAAGAGAUUAAGUGCAAGAGUGUAUUGGUUCUCAGUCAUUUUGGUGCAAUGUGUAAAGAUCGAGUGUACCAGGAUGAGACCCCACGAGGGAAUGCCCUUGGCAUGAAUGCAUGGACUGUAGAUCAUGUGACUAGAUAUAGGGCUGUCACCGACUUUUGUGAAAGUGCUCCUACCAGCCUGGUGUACGGAUGUGGUGUCAACCCAAUCUUUUUCAAACGACUCUCUGCCUAG
Molecule: messenger RNA, 459 nt
Organism: Hansenula anomala
Lineage: Eukaryota; Fungi; Ascomycota; Saccharomycetes; Phaffomycetales; Wickerhamomycetaceae
Exons: 3
Coding region: 1-459 (152 amino acids)
Source: RefSeq, a predicted model, not a curated record